Wallemia mellicola CBS 633.66 is the source of this 6618-nucleotide messenger RNA. RefSeq names its product leucyl-tRNA synthetase. Lineage: Eukaryota; Fungi; Basidiomycota; Wallemiomycetes; Wallemiales; Wallemiaceae. The record is from RefSeq and is a predicted model, not a curated record. Bases 42 to 3311 code for a protein of 1089 amino acids. Gene Ontology annotation, biological process: leucyl-tRNA aminoacylation. The transcript is spliced from 13 exons. Gene Ontology annotation, molecular function: aminoacyl-tRNA deacylase activity; leucine-tRNA ligase activity; ATP binding.
AAAAUAAAAUUCUUAGAUUUCUAGUAAACAGAUUACGUAGAAUGACUACACAAGGUCCAAUUCAGUUGGAGAAGACAGACAAAAGAGACUAUCUCAAAGAUAUCGAGAAAUCCAUUCAAUCACAAUGGAAAGAUAACAAAACUUUCGAAAUUGACCCUCCAAACGAACUCAUGGAGUUGUCAACCGAGGAAUUGCACAAAAAGUACCCAAAGUACCUCUCUACAUUCCCUUACCCAUACAUGAACGGUAGUCUUCACUUAGGACACGCUUUCUCCAUCUCAAAGGUUGAAUUCGCCACUGGUUGGGAGAGAAUGAAGGGAAAGAAGGCUCUUUUCCCAUUAGGCUAUCACUGCACUGGUAUGCCAAUCAAGGCUGCUGCUGACAAGCUCGUUCGUGAAAUGGAACUCUUCGGUAAAGAUUUAUCUGGUUACGAGCAACAAUCAGAAGAAAAACCAGCCGAGACAUCCACUCCUGCUGCUAACCAAGCUGAGGAAAGGAAAGACAAGGCUCAGAAGGGUAAGAUUGCCGCCAAGAAUACCGGCCUCCAAUACCAGUUCCAAAUCAUGGAAUCUAUCGGUGUCCCAAGAUCUGAGAUCCAUAAGUUUGCAGAACCAGAAUACUGGCUUGAGUACUUCCCACCAAUCGCGCAAGCAGACUGUACCGCUCUUGGCACUCGUAUUGACUGGAGACGUUCUUUCAUCACCACCGACAUCAACCCAUACUACGAUGCUUUCGUUAGAUGGCAAAUGAACAAGCUCAAGUUCCUCAACAAGGUCAAGUUCGGUAAGAGACACACCAUCUAUUCUAUCAAAGAUGGCCAACCAUGUAUGGACCACGAUAGAUCAUCUGGUGAAGGUGUCGGUCCUCAAGAGUACACCGGUAUCAAAAUGCAAGUCCUUGACUGGUCAGACAAGAUCUCCCCAGAAGUUAAAUCCACUCUUGCCAAUAAGAAGGUCUUCUUUGUCGCUGCUACCCUCCGUCCUGAGACUAUGUACGGUCAAACCAACUGCUACGUCGGUCCAAAGAUUGAAUAUGGUGUCUUCGCAGUCAACGAUGACGAAGUCUUCGUCUGUACUGAGAGAGCUAUCCGUAACAUGGCCUACCAAGGUGUAACAGCCUACGAAGGCGAAGUCCGUAGACUUGCUACUAUCAAGGGUAGCGACAUCGUCGGUACAUCACUUAAGGCACCACUUGCAAUCCUUGAAUGCAUUCGUAUCCUUCCAAUGGACAGUGUCUUGCCAACCAAGGGUACUGGUGUUGUCACCUCCGUUCCAUCAGAUUCACCAGACGAUUAUGCCAACUACAUGGAACUCAGAAAGAAGGCUGAAUUUUACGGUAUCGAUCCAGCAUGGGUAUCACACGAUAUCAUCCCAGUUCUUAAGACACCAAGCUUCGGUGAUCUUACCGCAAAGACUCUCUGUGAGAAGUUCAAGGUACAAUCACCAAAGGAUGCUAAGAACCUCGCGGAAGCUAAGGAGUUAGCUUACAAGGAAGGUUUCUACAGUGGUGUGAUGGUUAUUGGUGAAUAUGCUGGCCAACCUGUCCAAGAAGUCAAGAACAAGGUUAGAGAUGCAAUGAUCAAGAGCAACGAAGCCAUCGCUUACUCUGAACCAGAAGGUAUGGUCAUGAGUAGAAGUGGUGAUGAAUGUAUCGUCGCGCUCUGUGACCAAUGGUACUUAGACUACAGCGAAGAAGCAUGGAAGGCUCAAGCAUUUGAGUUACUCAAAAGAAUGAACACUUACUUCCCAGAAACUAGACAAGGUUUCGAAUACUCACUCGGAUGGUUGAACCAAUGGGCUUGUGCUAGAUCAUUCGGUUUGGGUAGCAAAUUACCAUGGGACAAACAAUACCUCGUCGAAUCACUUACUGAUUCUACAAUCUACAUGGCGUACUACACUAUUGCUCACCUCCUUCAAGGUGAUGUCAAGGGUACCAGGCCUGGACAAAUGGGCAUCAAGCCUGAAGAACUCACUGAUGAAGUUUUCGAAUACAUCUUUGGUGGUGGUCCACUCCCUGAGACUUCAAUUAAGGAGGAAGACCUCAAGAGAAUCCAAAAAGAAUUCAGCUACUUCUACCCAAUGGAUCUUCGUUCAUCUGGUAAAGACUUGAUCAACAACCACCUUUCAUUCUCUAUAUACAACCACUCAUGUCUCUUCCCAGAAGACCAAUGGCCAAGAUCUAUGAGAGCAAACGGUCACUUAAUGUUGAACGGUCAAAAGAUGUCCAAGUCAACUGGUAACACACUCACUCUUAGAGACGCUGUCGAGAAGUUCGGUGCUGACGCAACAAGACUCACUUUAGCAGAUGCAGGUGACGGUAUCGAAGAUGCAAACUUCGAAGAAAAGACAGCCAACGCUGCUAUUCUCCGUUUACACACAUUGACGGAAUGGUGCAAGGAAGUCGUCGAGAACAAGGGAUCAUUUAGAACUGGUCCUGCCGAUACCUUCCACGAUAAGGCAUUCCGCAAUGAAAUGCAUCACUGUAUUCGUGAAGCAUACAAGAGUUACGAAGGUACAUUCUACAAAGAGGCACUUAAGUUGGCUCUUUAUGAAUUCCAAUCUGCAAGAGAUUGGUACCGUGAAGUAACUAUCGUUGAGGGCAUGCAUGCAGAUCUCAUCCUCGAUUGGAUCAAAUUGCAAGCACUCAUUAUGACACCACUCAUUCCUCACUUCUCUGAACAUGUCUGGCAAAACAUUCUCAAGUUGCCUGGUAGCGUACAACACGAGCGUUAUCCAGAAGUCCCAGAAGUUGACCAAACACUUUACGACAGUCUCACCUACGUAAGAGCAUCUGUCAAGACAAUGAGAGAUGCUGAACUCGCAUUGGCAAAACGUAAGAAGGGCAAGGCAAAUGAAGCAUUCGACGUUAAGGCUAAGAAGGCAUUGAAGGUAUUCACAGCAAAGUCCUACCCAGCUUGGCAAGAGCAGUGUGUAAACUUCGCCACCGAAUGCUGGACUGAAUCCGAUAAGACUUUCGAUGACGGAAAGUUGAAGAACAUUCUCAUAGAAAAGGGUUUGAUUAAGGAUAAGAGAAUUAUGCCAUUUAUUCAAUCACUCAAGAGACGCGCUAUGCAAUUUGGUGGUGAAACUGCCUUCAAUAGAACUUUACCAUUCAAUGAGCGUGAGAUUCUCCUCAACUGCGCUGCAUACUUCCGUAAGACACUCAACCUUGAGCAAUUUGAGGUCGUUGAAGUCGAGGGCCAGAACAGCUCUGCAAGUGACGAAUACAAGGAUCUUCCUGAUCACGUCAAGAAACUUAUAGACAACGCCGAACCAAAUUCACCUGGUUUCCAAUUCUACAACGUCAACUAAAAAGUCUCUUUCUAUUUCAUACAUUUUUUGUUUCGAUUAAAAAUACUAUCAUUUAGUCUGUUUUUGCCUUCUCCUUUCUGGGGAUUAACUGGAAUUCUUUGACUAGAAUGUUGUAAACACUUCCGAAGAAGAGAGCUAUCACUGUGCUGGUAAUAAUGAUAACGUUGUAUGGCAUUGAGAAAUCAGGUGUAGCGAGAUCAAUUAAUAAGGGUGUUGUGUAUUGAAAUCUCGUUUCAUCAUCUCGAUUGAAUAAUAAAACUCCAGGAGGAAUAUCAACACCGCGGUGAAUAUCAGGUGCGUAAUCUGCAUAUUGGAGAAACUGGCGUUGGUAUAAACACUCUAUUGUAAGUUGAGAGUGUGCAGGUAUCGUCGCAUUCACUUGGAGUUUAUAUGGGUCCUUUUUGGCUUCGCCAAGCGAAUGUUUGUAGCUUGUAUCAUUCAAACCACCAUUUAUUGUGAAGGUGUGCAGCCAGGGUUCUAUUUGCCAGGGUAUUGAGUGGAAGUAGCUAACUUGUCUAUCGUUAUCCUCUGUGUUCUCCACCACCGUUCUCACCAACAUUGUUUCUUCAAUUGGACCGGCGAUCUGAUCUCUUCUGAUCAGUAAAGGUGGAUUUGUUAUAGAUUUUGGAUAGGUAAAUAUUUCUUGAAAGGGAUAAACCACUGACAAAGCGAGUGGUUUGACAGACUGCAUUAUGUCCAGAUCAACAAUUCCAUCUUUAACUUCACCAUCGUGGUCUUCUGGAAGAACCACCCAGAGGUCUUCAUCGUGUCCUUGCUGAGGUGUUGGAGGCAGAUUGAAAUAAACCUUACUGCUAUCCGCUAACGGACAAGGGCUGUUGACAGACCUAUCUAACAUCCCCUUCGUAGAGUAUUGUCUCUGUUGAUUCACUCUAGUUGGAUUCAUAACAGCCUCGAUCAUUAUUUCGACCCUUGCUCCGUUGUCAGUCCGAUACAAAGACAAUCCCAAACUAUGGUAAUCUGCAUCGAAUAAUUUAUGAGGAUUAAGCAGUUGUCCCAAUCCUGCCGAGCUCUUGCAUGGUAAUAAAGCAAUAAAGGGAGUAAGAUUCUCCGUGCAUGGCAGUUGUGACGCAAUCUGUGCAUGCGUCCAUGUCUUACCCUUCAAUUCGACUUGGUGGGCAUUAUCAGAAGUGCUAAAUGAUGCGCAAAACAUUCCUGAAAGCGUAUGCACCAAUCUAUUCCAUUUUGUUGGGGUACUGUCAGAAUUGUGUGACACCCACAACUCUAUACCUGAACUGCCUAGUUGUGGGAAGUGUGGGUAGUGCCACUUGCUAUAAUCCCAAAUGCCCGCUGAAAGACUCAAAUGAAGUUCGUCGAUAUCGAUUUCAGGCGAUCUGAGAAGAUUGACGAGUGGGAGAGGGAAUAAAUUUGUAUGUGGCGCUAGAAGUUAUCCUAAGAAAUGCCCAAAAAUGAAAAUUCACUCACAGAUUUCGCUAUCGGUUAUCGUGAAGUUGAACCCAACGUCGACUCUGCCAUCCUGAAGUGGGUUUGUAGUGAGGUACUCAUUAAAGCUAUCUGUAGAAGCCACAUAUCCAAAUAUAAAGGACAAAAAGAGCCAGCUUAUCAUCCAGAUUGCGCUAUAACUUGGUUGACGAUGAACAACGAAGACAACCUAAAUGAUGAACAAAUUCUAGCUCAGAUUGCUAAACUACAGUCAAAACUGGCUAACAAAAAGAAUCCUGAGGAGGAUUCCAGCAGAUCGAACGUACUCGUACCGGAUUCACCACCAAAGAAGACAAAAAAGGAGAAUUUAGAUCAGCCUCCCAAUCAAAACACCUCUGUUACGACAAAGAGAACUCAGGCAAAAUCAAAGGCACCAGUAGCAAAAGCGGUACCAGAAAAACCAUCUAGUCUUCUCAGUAACCUUAGUAAACUCAACAAAUCGCGUCAAAGUGGAAAACACCAUGAUGAGGAUGUCGACUAUAGCGCUAACAAAAGUAGUUCUUUCAAAAACAGAAUGAAACAGGUAGAGAAUACCGAAGACGGUGCUAUUAGACGUGAUGAAGAUCUACAGAUAGUGGAACAACUCCAGUUUGGUCCAAAAGAAGUUAACAAAUCGGACAAUGAGCUGAAGGAAUUUGAGCCAAACUCAAACUCGCGUCUAAGUGAACGAUACAUGUCGCAUUCUCAAUUUACAGCAGCACUUACCGGAAGUUACAUUAUAUCACCCUCGACACUCUACUCUGUCGCUCAACUGAGUCACGGGGGAACUAGCUUCCAUAUACCCGUACAUGAAGACUGGGUUACUAUUGGUGUAGUUGGCACAAGCAGUGGUGUCCAGCAAACCAAGAGAAGUCAAGAGGCAAGCGUCGAGGAGAAAACACAUCAUAAAAACAAACACAACAGUGAACAACAAGUCAAAAAGUUCUGUUCAUUUAGUGUUAUCGAUAUGGCCAACUCACAGAAAGGCAACUCUUAUGUAAAGCUCGUACUCUUUUCAGCAGACAGCAGCGAGAAGGACCACGACGGAGAGAUGCUCUAUAAGGGUGGUAGUGGUGGUGCUUACGAGAAGUUCUGGAAGUUGAGACAGGGUACUGUCAUCGCGCUUCUCAAUCCUGACAUCCUAAAACCGCAACAAGCGCGUAAAACUAACAUUCUUGGGUUGACUGUAGUGAAUGCUGAUUCUAUCAUUGUGAUAGGACAUAGCAAAGAUUAUGGGCUAUGUGAGGCUCUCGUGAAGACCGGAGAAAGGUGUAAAAGUUGGAUAGACAAGAGGAGAGGCAAAGUCUGCGAUUUCCAUUUGCAAGCUGGGAUAGAGAGGGCGCGAAACAGUAGACCUGAAUUUUCGUCCAGUACCGGUGGUAUGGGCAGUUCAGCUAAGCAAGACAAAUUCCGUUCAAAAAUGCCUACACGAGGAUUCCAAGAAGCAGAUAGAAAGUUUGCUGGAUUUAAAGAUCCGUACGAUACUAACUACACACCUACUUACACAUUUAGUGGUGUUUCUACAAGCAAUGCUGAACAGAAUUCGUCAGGUGUUUAUGGACGGGAGAAGGAAGAAAGACUAAAGAGAAAGCGACAACGUGAGGAGAACGAGAAUAUGAUCAAAGACUUAUCGAAGCCAAAAAGAUCAAGAGCUACAAGCAAUCUCAGUAGAUCGAGCCAAGAAGAAGAGUCUAACGAAACACGUAGAACAGUCUUCCAUUCGCAUCAUGUACGCAAAAUUGGCUUUAAUCCGGCUGGGAUUUCUCAUCGUGAUAUCAAAGACCCCAAUAGUGAUACCAAAAAAGAUCAACUUAUGAACUCAUUGAGACUCAAGACAACACCAUCGACACAGCCAAAAUCAGAGGAG